This is a messenger RNA of Monoraphidium neglectum, 606 nucleotides long. RefSeq lists its product as hypothetical. The record is from RefSeq and is a predicted model, not a curated record. The transcript has a single exon. Lineage: Eukaryota; Viridiplantae; Chlorophyta; Chlorophyceae; Sphaeropleales; Selenastraceae. The annotation marks the transcript as partial.
AUGGCGCCUGAGGACGGCCUGCCGCUGCAUAUGAGUGCUGUGGAGGUGCCAGCAAGGGAGCACGAGCGCCAGCAGGCGUCUGUGGCCACGCCAGGAACAACCACCUCCCCGCGCGCCACCGGUGCCUGCCAGCAUGGCGCCGCGCUCCCUGUGGGUCAACAGCUGGUGGAGCAGCCAUUACCACAGCCAGACGCGGCGCAGCAACAGUUGGGGCAGCAGCAGCAGCAGGUACAGCAGCAGCAGGUGCAGCAGCGGCAAGUCCAGCAUCAAGCGUCAUGGACCCCGGGCAUUGACCCGCCCAUCGCAGCCGGGGGAUCUCGGGACUGCACCACCGCCCCCAACGCACGUGAAGCCGCAGCGCCCGUACUGGUGACGUCCGCAUCCCGCGCGCGCCGCCGCCCACCGCCGGCCGCGGUCAUGGGCGCGCCCGGCCCCGCUGCCGUCGCGGCCGCGGCCGUGGGCGCGGGCGCGCUGGGGCUGACGGCGUCCGGACGCGCGGCGCGCGCGGGCGCGGGCGGGCGCAUGGCGCAGAUCCUGCGAGCAGAGGACGGCGACGGCGAAGACGGCGGCGAAGGCGCCAGCGACGGCGAAGGCGGGCGCGAGGAG